Messenger RNA from Kockovaella imperatae, 881 nucleotides. RefSeq lists its product as hypothetical. Bases 111 to 782 code for a protein of 223 amino acids. Lineage: Eukaryota; Fungi; Basidiomycota; Tremellomycetes; Tremellales; Cuniculitremaceae. The transcript is spliced from 4 exons. The record is from RefSeq and is a predicted model, not a curated record.
UAGAGAGACAGGUCCAAUUGCUGCAACAAGAGAAUGCAGAACUCAAACGCAAGAACCUCUUCCCUGACAAUCGGGAGCCUACUCUUGCUCCAUCUUUUCAGUUCGGGGAUAUGCCUCAGAGACCACGGACGGACACUGGAUACAGCGGGAACAAAGGCGGCCUACAAGAGGAUCAAUUCCCCUCGGGUUACGACAUGGAAGGGGAUCACAGAGGGAAUGAAGGUCAUGCUCGAAAUAGGUUUGAAACUCCUCGACCUAGGGUGCACAUAGCUCCUCGUAAUCUCAAUAUCCCACCUACGAUCAUAGAAGAUCGCUUCUCACCUCUUCCAUUGGCUCAAAUCCCUUCCGACGCUGUCUACGCGCAGCAGACCUACGAUCCUCAGCCCUAUGAAGAUCCCGGAAACGAAUACGAUAAAUCCGUUUUACCAUACAGCAGUUCCAAUCCCCUGUCGUUGCGUAAACCGGCCCUGGAUCCAGACCAAUACGCUUUCCGAUCCGAAACACCCGCUCGACGCAUGAUUCCUCGAAAUCGACCUUCUUCCGUCAUCCCCACUUCGGACGCCAGAGCAUCUGUUGCGCCGUAUCCUACCGCUCUCUCUAAACCAGGUCUAGCAGCAAGAAUGGGUAUCCACACCCCAGUCCCUCGACCGGGGACAGCCCCAGGACCCAGAAUCUUUCGUAAGCCUACCCGACAUACCAAGCCGGCAGUGUAUCUGACGAUGAUCGUUCUAUCUUUCUGUCUCAGUUCCUCCUCAAGCUCAUUUAACUCAUCGGGAAAGUAAUCCCAGAUUAUUUGACGGCAACGAACCACUUCACCCUGAACCAGCAGGUUUCAGACUUCAAGCCCCGAGUAACACUUCCCGACCAAGAAUGUGAAGACU